Molecule: messenger RNA, 1023 nt
Organism: Rhipicephalus microplus (southern cattle tick)
Lineage: Eukaryota; Metazoa; Arthropoda; Arachnida; Ixodida; Ixodidae
Product: sentrin-specific protease 1-like
Biological process (GO): protein desumoylation; proteolysis
Cellular component (GO): nucleus
Molecular function (GO): deSUMOylase activity
Source: RefSeq, a predicted model, not a curated record
AUGGGGGACUCUAACGUGGCCAGGGUUAGGAAUGGCGUCCUCACGGCAGUGAAGAAAGAUGGGAAAGUGAGGGUGGAAGCCCAGUCAAUGAAGAGCAUGGUGGAUGCACUGGCCAAAGCUCAGGAGGUUGUAGACGACAGCAUGAAGGGCGAAAAUCUCACCAUUAUUCACGCUGGGCUCAAUGAUGUGCUGAAGGGCAAGGAUCAAAACUUUCAGAGACAGUUAGAGGAUGAAUGGUACGCAGCUUUGAAAAAGCGCCUGAGCAUAACCGUGAGGUCUUGCGCCCCAAAGCAGCGACAGUUAGAUCGGGGUAGCGUCGUCCACGAUGUCGAAGGCGUCAUGCUUCCCGGCCUCACUUCGGCGAUGGUACAUGAAGUUGAGGCAGCCUUGGUGCCGACGCCCCCUGACGAAGUGCUAGCAUCGGUCUUCCGGCUGAACAUUAGUAGGGCUGACAUGCUCACGCUCACUGACACCCAGUGGUUCAACGACCAAGUGAUAAACUUCUACAUGAAUCUCCUCAUGCAACAGUCCCAGAAAGAAGGCUUUCCCACUAUCUAUGCCUUCAACACAUUCUUUUAUCCCAAGCUGGUGCAAGGCAGCCACGCUGCGUUGAAGAGAUGGAUGCGCACUGUCGACCUCUUCUCCUUUGACAUUAUUCUGGUGGCCCUGCACGUCACUGCGCACUGGUGCCUUGCGGUUGUUGACUUCCGCAAGCCCCACAUUGCUUACUACGACAGCCUCAACUCAGAACGUGAACAACCUCAGUGCUUGGCCACGCUGCAGAAGUACUUGGAAGACGAGAGCCUUCACAAGCGAAGCUACGGUCUCAACUGGGACUGCUGGACGUUCAAAGUGAUGGAUGUGCCACAACAAGAAAACUACAAUGACUGCGCCAUGUUCGCUUGUCAAUUCGCUGAGUGUAUAUCCCGGGACACACCUAUCUCAUUUGGUCAGCAGCAUAUGCCAUACUUCAGGAAGCGUGUUGUCUACGAAAUCCUACACAAAACCAUACUUUCAGUGUGA